AUGGGAAUGGGUAUAUUUGAUGCGUUUGCCUCGGCAAAGAACGGCGAAAUGAACGCCGAUGCCCUGGACGAGAACACCAAGGGGGACAAAGCCCUCUUAGUGCGUAUCAUGCGGGUGCUGUGUGCGAACCACGUCUUCGAAGAGACGGGGGUAGAGAAAUACCGGGCGCUGCCGCUAGCGAUCAUGUUCGCUUCUAAUAAUCCGCCGAGUGAGGUCAUCAAACAUUUCCAUUCGGACAUGAAGGCUUCGGUCCACUCCUAUGACUAUUUUGAGGCAAGGGGAUACCGUAACCCUCAAGAUGCCUACGACACGACCUUCCAGCUUGCCUUUGGAACGAAGGAACAUUACUUUGAGUGGAUACAGCACAACCCAGAGGAGCUACAUGCCUUCAAUACGGUGAUGGAGAUUGGCAAUCGUUCCUUGGAAGGUGUGCAAUGGUAUGACUACUAUCCAUGGCAGGAGAACCUGGCCACUACCGAUAACACAAACCGUGUCCUCCUGGUAGACAUCGGCGGUGGCAAGGGCCAUGAUCUUUCAGGCUUCAAGCGUAAAUUUCCCGAGGUAAAGAACCCGCUGAUCGUGCAGGAUCUCCCUGGAGUUAUUGGGGAUAUUCAAGAGCCGCUUAUUCAAGGUGUCAACGCUGUUGGUCAUAAUAUGUUUGAUCCACAGCCCGUUAAAGGGGCUAAGGCAUAUUAUAUGCGAACUGUCCUACACGACUGGCCUGAUAAACAGGCUCUGCAUGCUCUUGGCCAUCUUCAUGAUGCCAUGGCUGCUGACUCCGUGCUGCUGAUCAAUGAAAAUGUCUUACCCGAAAUGAAUGCAUCGGGAUUUUCUGCUUCCAUGGAUAUUAUCAUGAUGGAGCUGUAUGGAUCCUUGGAAAGGACUGAAAAGCAGUGGCUUGAACUGUUGGAGAAGGCUAAAUUUCGGGUAGUCAAAGUAUGGCGGUCGGGUUUCCAGGGAACUGGUUCCAAUGCGUUAUUCGAGGCGGUGCCUGUUUGA
Aspergillus luchuensis is the source of this 999-nucleotide messenger RNA. RefSeq lists its product as uncharacterized. NCBI's taxonomy places the organism in Eukaryota, Fungi, Ascomycota, Eurotiomycetes, Eurotiales, Aspergillaceae. The record is from RefSeq and is a predicted model, not a curated record. Bases 1 to 999 code for a protein of 332 amino acids. Gene Ontology annotation, molecular function: O-methyltransferase activity. The transcript is spliced from 3 exons.